AUGGCGACCCCAACCGAGACCUUGAGCCAAGCUACCACCAUCCAGGCAAUCUCCUCCACCUUCCCCCUCCUCAAACCCCAGCCCGCCAUCGUGGUCGAAAAAACCCCCGACUGCGGGCGCAAGCUCAUCUCCAAAUGGUUCAAGCGCCCCUCGGAGCCAUCAGAAUACGACUUUCCCGAAAAGCUCGCGGAGGAAGGCCGCGUGGAAGACACCUCGACGAAAAAAAGUACCCGCCGGUUUAAAUUACGCCGGUGUGAACUCUGCCGGUGUGAACUCUUUGGGGAAGAUUGGCAGGAGACCUGGACCAUCAAUGGCCUGCUCCUCAUUUUUGGCGGAGUUGGGUUGUAUCUUCUUUGGAGGCUGUUUGUGCAAUCGGAGUUUAUAUAG
Messenger RNA from Uncinocarpus reesii 1704, 387 nucleotides. RefSeq lists its product as uncharacterized. Lineage: Eukaryota; Fungi; Ascomycota; Eurotiomycetes; Onygenales; Onygenaceae. The coding region runs from base 1 to 387 and encodes 128 amino acids. The transcript has a single exon. The record is from RefSeq and is a predicted model, not a curated record.